UCAGGCACCACUCUAGACAGCUCCAGCCGGCUGCAGGGGUCCUUUCCCACGGGGGCCGAGAAGGAUUAGCAGCCAACAUGCCGACUGUCAGUGUCAAAAGGGACCUUCUCUUCCAAGCUUUGGGCAGAACUUACACUGAUGAAGAGUUUGACGAGCUAUGUUUUGAGUUUGGACUGGAGCUGGAUGAGAUCACUUCAGAGAAGGAGAUAAUCAGUCGCGAGCAAGGCGACUCCAAGGCCUCAGGAGCGUCUGAGGUCAUCCUGUACAAGAUCGAUGUGCCAGCUAAUCGCUAUGACUUGCUGUGUCUGGAGGGGCUGGUCCGCGGCCUGCAGGUCUUCAGGAAUAAGAUUGAAGCCCCCCGUUACCGACGUGUCAGUCCAGCCAGCGGAGAGCUUCAGAGGCUGGUCAUCACAAAGGAGACGGAGGCUGUGCGCCCCCAUGCUGUGGCAGCGGUGCUGAGGAACAUCACCUUCACACAGGACCGUUACGACAGCUUCAUCGAGCUGCAAGAGAAACUCCACCAGAACAUCUGCAGGAAGAGGUCCCUGGUGGCCAUCGGGACGCAUGACCUUGACACGAUCUCAGGCCCCUUCACGUACACAGCCAAGCCUCCGGGAGACAUCUGCUUCAAACCUCUGAACCAGACCAAAGAGUACACCGCCACCCAGCUCAUGAGCCUCUACAAGACCGACAGCCACUUGAGGCACUACCUUCACAUCAUCGAAGACAAGCCGGUGUACCCCAUCAUCUAUGACAGCAACGGCAUUGUCCUGUCCAUGCCUCCCAUCAUCAACGGGGACCAUUCAAAAAUCUCCCUCAAGACAAAGAACGUCUUCAUCGAAUGCACGGCCACAGACCUAACCAAGGCAAAGAUUGUAUUGGACAUGAUGGUGACCAUGUUCAGCGGGUACUGUUCACAGCCUUUCACGGUAGAGGAGGCCGAGGUGGUGUAUCCAGACGGCAGGAGCUGCACAUACCCAGAGCUGGCUUACAGGAAAGAGCAGCUGUCCAGUGACUUCAUCAACCGCAAAGUUGGCAUCAGUGAGUCGACUGACCGCAUCGCCCAGCUGCUGACCAGGAUGUGCCUGCGCUCCCAGCCCACAGGCGCCUGCGACAACAUCGAGGUGGAGAUCCCACCCACGCGGCCGGACGUCAUCCACGCCUGUGACAUCAUGGAGGACGCUGCCAUGGCCUACGGUUUCAACAACAUCACCCGCACUACGCCACGUGCCUACACCAUAGCCAACCAGUUUCCCCUGAAUAAGCUGACAGAGCUGUUGAGACAAGACUUGGCUGCUGCUGGAUUCACAGAGGCCCUCAACUUUGCCCUGUGUUCCCAAGAGGAUAUAGCAGACAAGCUGGGGAAGAAGAUCUCUGAAACCAGGGCUGUUCACAUCUCUAACCCCAAGACUGCCGAGUUCCAGGUGGCGCGCACUACUCUGCUGCCAGGCUUGCUGAAAACAGUGGCAGCCAACAGGAAGAUGCCCCUUCCCAUGAAGCUGUUUGAGAUAUCUGAUGUGGUGCUGAAGGAUGAGACCAAAGACGUAGGGGUGAGGAACAGCCGGCGUCUCUGUGCCAUCUACUACAACAAGAGCCCGGGGUUCGAGGUGAUCCACGGCCUGCUGGACCGGACCAUGCAGCUGCUGGAGGUGAAGCCGGGCCAGGGAGACGGCUACCACAUCCAGGCUUCAGAUGAUUGCACCUUUUUCCCUGGCCGCUGCGCUGAGAUCAUUGUGCACGGGAAGAGCGUAGGACGCCUCGGGGUGCUCCACCCAGACGUCAUCAACCGCUUCGAGCUCACCAUGCCCUGCUCCGCCCUGGAGAUCGACAUCGAACCCUUCCUUGGCCACACUGCUGAAAACCUCCUCACACAUGACGUCCCUGUGCAGGAAGUCGCCAAGCACAAGCUCCCCACGCAAGACGAAUCCCCCCUCGCAUCCACAAAGACUGUCUUUGGUGACAUGAGCACACCGGCCGGCCUCAAAUUCCUCAAUGAUUUCCUGGCGGACAAAAGCUACUUGGAGGGUUUUGUGGCAUCGCAGGCCGACACAGCAGUGUUUGAUGCCAUCCCCUCCACCCCCUCACCAACCCUCUGCCACGCCUUGCGCUGGUACAACCACAUCAAGUCCUUCCAGAGGGACAGGGCCUGCCUCCCCUUAGCCAAGAGUCAGUACGUCCACCCAGCUAAUCCCCCGACCCAAGCCAACGCCAACAACGUUGAUGACGACGACAUUGAUCUGUUUGGCUCCGACGACGAGGAAGAGAGUGCCGAGGCAGCCAGGAUCAAGGAGCAGCGCCUCGCCGAGUACGCAGCCAAGAAAGCCAAGAAGCCAGCUCUCAUCGCCAAGUCCUCCAUCCUGCUUGACGUCAAGCCUUGGGAUGAUGAGACGGACAUGGCCAAACUGGAGGAGUGUGUCCGCAGUAUCGGCAUGGACGGGCUGCUGUGGGGGCAGUCCAAGCUGGUCCCAGUGGGCUAUGGCAUCAGAAAGCUGCAGAUAGGGUGUGUGGUGGAGGAUGAUAAAGUGGGCACAGAUCAGUUGGAGGAAGCCAUCACCGCCUUUGAGGAAUAUGUUCAGUCAGUGGAUGUGGCUGCCUUCAAUAAGAUCUGACACACACACACACACACUGCAGUAAAGUCCACCAAAUUACCUGUUGAUUUCUGGUCUUGCUUCUUAAGUUAGGUGAUAUAGAAUGAAAUAUACUAUUAAUGUUCUGAAUAAAAAACUGCCACUACCAUGUCCAUGUAAUACAGAAACCAAAUCUGACGUCCUUGGUGGUUUGUCCUUUGCUACAAGUUCAAAUUUUCACUGUUUCACUGUGAAAUGAGUCUUUCCUAUAUAUAUA
Myripristis murdjan (pinecone soldierfish) is the source of this 2844-nucleotide messenger RNA. It is a transcript of the gene farsb, whose product is annotated as phenylalanyl-tRNA synthetase subunit beta. The transcript has 18 exons. The coding region runs from base 78 to 2609 and encodes 843 amino acids. Gene Ontology annotation, biological process: translational elongation; phenylalanyl-tRNA aminoacylation. The record is from RefSeq and is a predicted model, not a curated record. NCBI's taxonomy places the organism in Eukaryota, Metazoa, Chordata, Actinopteri, Holocentriformes, Holocentridae. Gene Ontology annotation, molecular function: ATP binding; magnesium ion binding; translation elongation factor activity. Gene Ontology annotation, cellular component: cytoplasm; phenylalanine-tRNA ligase complex.